Triticum turgidum subsp. durum (durum wheat) is the source of this 750-nucleotide messenger RNA. Lineage: Eukaryota; Viridiplantae; Streptophyta; Magnoliopsida; Poales; Poaceae. The record is from the annotation of a GenBank genome assembly.
AUGCUCGCCGCCACCACCGCCUCCCUCCCCGCGCCGCUCCGCCGCUCACCGCGCGCAACCUCCCUCGGUGCCUCCCAUGGAUGCGAGGCUGGGGCCCGCUCUCUCCACCCGCGGCCCCGCGGCCGGCGGACCCUAGCCUGCCGGGCGGAGCUGCAGCAGGACGCGCCGUUCGUGGCCGCCAUCGGCGCCUGCGUGCUCGCGUCCCUCGCGCUCCCGCCGCCCAGGGUCCGAGGAGAGGCGGCGGAAGAGGAGGACGACGACGGGGAGUUCGGCGCGACGGACACGAGGAUGGGCGUGAUGGCCAUCAUCUCCUUCCUGCCUUACUUCAACUGGCUGAGCUGGGUCUUCGCGUGGCUGGACAGCGGCAGGAAGCUGUAUCUGCUCUACGCGGCCGUCUAUUUGGCUCCUUACCUUAGAACGAACUUAUCGCUCUCCCCUGAUGAGAGCUGGUUGCCUAUUGCCAGCAUCUUCAUCUGCAUCUUACAUGUUCAGCUAGAAGCAGGCAUCAGGAAUGGUGAUAUUGAGGGCUUCAUGUUCUUUCAAAAAGCACAGAAUCUUCUCUUUCCCAAUGCUAUGAAGGAAAUGGAUGGCCACCGUGCAAACAAGAGAGAAUCUCUCAGAAUGGGACAUCGGGGCAACUCAAGAAUACCUUCAGCUCACGAGUCCAGAGAGAAGCUUCGCAAUUCAGAUAUCUUCAAGAAAAGACUUGAUGAGCCUGACGAGAAACAAAAGAAAUCAGACUGGCAUUGA